UGUCUGGCCGUCGUCGCGCGUCCCGGUCUCCCGGCCGCCGCUGCCUUUGGGUCGUGGAGCCAGGAGCGACGUCACAGCCAUGGCCGGAAUCAAAGCUUUGAUCAGUUUGUCCUUUGGCGGAGCAAUCGGGCUGAUGUUUUUGAUGCUUGGAUGUGCCCUUCCAAUAUACAACAAAUACUGGCCGCUGUUUGUUCUGUUUUUCUACGUUCUUUCACCUAUUCCAUACUGCAUAGCAAGACGCCUAGUGGAUGACACAGAUGCCAUGAGUAACGCUUGCAAGGAACUUGCCAUAUUUCUUACAACAGGCAUUGUUGUCUCAGCUUUUGGACUUCCUAUUGUAUUUGCCAGAGCACAUCUAAUUGAAUGGGGAGCCUGCGCACUUGUUCUCACAGGAAACACAGUCAUCUUUGCAACGAUACUAGGCUUUUUCUUGGUCUUCGGAAGCAACGACGACUUCAGCUGGCAGCAGUGGUGAAGAGAAAUGACUGAACUUUUGUCACAUGGACUUCUUGUCAUUUGUUGGCCAUCCAUGCACACAGGAGACGGGGCAGUAAUGCUGAAUGGUAUAGCAAGCCUCCUGGGGGUAUUCUAGGUGCUCCCUUCUCAUUCUUCUUGUAAGCAUACUAUUUUCAGAGACUUGCUGAAGGAUUAAAAGAAUUUUCUCUUUUGGAAAAGCUUGACUGAUUGUACAUUUAUCUCUGGUAUGCUUUUUGUGGUGUCCUGCUGAAUUCAAAUAUUUAUGUAUUUCUUCCUGUUCAUUUUUUUUAAUAGUAUGCAAUGUUAAACAUUUUAAAAAAUGUAGUAACCAUUUGUAUUGGUUAGGAAUUCAGCAUUAUGCUGUUUUACGGGGCUAAAAUACAUCUUUUCUCUUAAAAUUAGUUAAAUUCCAUUACAAACAAUUAUAAGCUUUUAAUUAUAAUGAUAUCACUCCCCAAUUUAUGCAGGCUGUUGGCAUACUUUAUAUACUCAGUGCAAAUCUAGCUGCAUUUAUACCUCAGAGGGGCCAAGUGGUAAUGCCCCAGCCCUCCAUAAGGGUUGCCGGUUUUACUAGUAGACAGGUGUUUUGUGAACUGAAAGAGAAUUGCCACAGAGGAUUGGUUUUCUUUUCAGUUGUUAGAGGAAUUAAUGUUAAAUUUCAAGGUAAGGAUAUAAAAGCAGAUAGUUAAGAUAGAAUUUUUAUUUAUGUUUAUGGUAGUUAAAAUGGAGUGUGUUGCAGUGUGGGAAGAAAUUAUGUUGGAAUGCGAUUUCUAUUUAUGAGUGAAAUUUUUUAUUUCUACUCCAGCCUUCUGUGUUUUGCUGUGGACAAAAUGGACACAGAAGGAAUGCCUGUUGAUAAAGAAAAGUUGUAUGUUUGCAUCGCAGACACCAGAAAACCUUCCCCUGCUUCUUAACUUAUUUUGUAUGUUGUAUAUAUUAAGUAAAAUAAUCUCAAGUAUAGUUUAAUGACAGAAAUGUUUAACUCACCAGGAAAAUAAUUGCUAUGCCAUACUUUCUGAGUGCUCCUCCCCAGCAAGGCCUUUACAUGAUUAACAAGUGACUUGUUAGUCUUGCAGAUAAUUAAGUCAUGCAUUAACGAUUUAAGAUGUAGACCAUGGUAAGGAUAGUUCUUAUUCUGUAAGGUUAUACCAUUUGUAACUUUAAAAUAUUUAAGACAGGUUUCCUGUGUACUUCUCAGUUAUUUUUAUUGAUUUCAUCAUGGUAGAUCCGUUUCCUUAGAAAAGGCAUUUGUCAUGAAUUAAUGCAGAGUAGCCAAAUCCAGCUGUGUAGCAGCUUCAGAAACAAACCUGACCAAAAAGUUCCCAGUAACCAGGCAUGUUCCAAGUGUCGUGCUCAUCUGCCUGUCACAGUAAUCAGUGCUUUUUCAGGAGCUGGCUUUGGAAACAUUCAGGUUAGUCUCACAGUAUUUUGUUAGGGACACUUGUUUGUGUGUGUUUAUUCAGUAUAUCCACAUAAAAAUCAUUUUGCCUUCAGCCAAAAUUGAGUAAUUCUAAUAACUGUAUUUUGUUUUGUAAAGUUUAUUUCUUAAGAAAGUGGGAACAAAUUUUGGAUUCAUUCAGCUUUUUACUAAAGAUGCCUAAAGCCACCAUUAUUUUUGCCUGACCCACGUUGUGAGUUUGGGCUAAGAGACAGGAAGCAGUGAGCAUACCAUUUCCCUGUGAGUCCGAACAUGGCUUGUGGUGCUGCAGUGUUCUGGCUUUGCGAUGAAAGCACAGGUGCAGCUGAGUUAGACCGCGGGGUCCCGUUGGGCAACUCGUGCCUCUGAGCUGCUGGAUGUCUCUGCAGGAAGUGCAGUCUUGGUACAUCUCCAGGCUCCGUUCUAGAACAUCAGUGCAGUGCGCUGCUGCUGUUUGAUUCUCUCCGCCGUAGCCUCCUCUCCUGCCAGCUGCAUCUUCUCCCUGUGUCCUCACGGCCUUGGCAGCAUUCCGUCUUUGACUAGGCACACUCGCUUUCCAGUGCCGUGUCUCAUUUCCAGGCUAGUUACUUGAGGUAUGAAUUUUCCAUAGAAUAUGCACUGACGCAACAUUGCCAUUCUUCUAUGGAAAGAAAAAUUUUGAUGAAAUAAUAAAGAUUUUAAA
This is a messenger RNA of Ochotona curzoniae (black-lipped pika), 2576 nucleotides long. RefSeq names its product leptin receptor overlapping transcript like 1 (gene LEPROTL1). Lineage: Eukaryota; Metazoa; Chordata; Mammalia; Lagomorpha; Ochotonidae. Gene Ontology annotation, cellular component: endosome. Gene Ontology annotation, biological process: late endosome to vacuole transport via multivesicular body sorting pathway; negative regulation of growth hormone receptor signaling pathway. The record is from RefSeq and is a predicted model, not a curated record. The coding region runs from base 80 to 475 and encodes 131 amino acids. The transcript has 4 exons.